Messenger RNA from Syzygium oleosum, 2166 nucleotides. RefSeq lists its product as uncharacterized. Lineage: Eukaryota; Viridiplantae; Streptophyta; Magnoliopsida; Myrtales; Myrtaceae. The coding region runs from base 40 to 1923 and encodes 627 amino acids. Gene Ontology annotation, biological process: SRP-dependent cotranslational protein targeting to membrane. Gene Ontology annotation, molecular function: GTPase activity; GTP binding; ATP hydrolysis activity. The record is from RefSeq and is a predicted model, not a curated record. The transcript has 9 exons. Gene Ontology annotation, cellular component: signal recognition particle receptor complex; endoplasmic reticulum membrane.
GUGGCGGCGGCGGCGGCGGGGUGGUGAUUUUUGUUAAGGAUGUUGGAGCAGCUGUUGAUAUUCACGAGGGGAGGGCUGAUCCUCUGGACGUGCAAGGAGAUCGGGAAUGCCCUCAAGGGAUCGCCCAUCGACACCCUCAUCAGGUCCUGCCUGCUGGAGGAACGCUCAGGCGCGGCGUCGUUCAAUUACGACGCGCCCGGCGCGGCCUACACGCUCAAGUGGACCUUCCACAACGACCUCGGGCUCGUGUUCGUGGCCGUUUAUCAGCGGAUCCUCCAUUUGCUGUACGUGGACGAUCUGCUCGCCAUGGUGAGGCGCGAGUUUGCGGAGAUGUACGAUCCGAAGAGGACCGUGUACCGUGAAUUCGAUGGGACGUUUAAGCAGCUGAAGAUGGAGGCCGAGGCUCGAGCCGAGGAAUUGAAGAAAUCGAAGCCGGUGGGUAAGCCUGCGAGUAAUGGCAAAAGGCAAGGGUAUGGGCAAAAGGGUGGAUAUGACGGAGGAAACAAGAACAGGAGCGAAGGUGGCUUGGCGAACGAUGGGGGGGACGGCGAUGGCGAAGGGCGUAAAAUGGAGAAUGGAUAUGCCAACGGCAAUCAUGUCGGAGUUAAAGAUUCCAAAAUGAAUGCUGUUGUCAAGGGAAAAGAGAACACGAGCUCCAACAAUGGAGCUUUCGAUGUAAAUAAACUUCAGAAGCUUAGGUCUAAAGGUGGAAAGAAAACUGACACUGUUGAUAACAAGGUUCCCAAGGUGGAGACCAAGAAAAAGAUAACAAAGAAAAAUAGAGUUUGGGACGAUAAACCUCCCCCGACGAAGUUGGACUUCACACAAACUGUGGAUGGGAAUGGGAAUGGGAAUGGGAAUGGGAAUGACAAUGUACAUGAUGUGGCAGAGGUGCAUGGUGAAAGCAUGAUGGACAUUGAGGAGGUUGUGAGCAGUGAAAGUGAAUCUGAAGAUGAUGAGGAGGUGGAAAAGGAGAGCAAGCUUGAUGCCAAGAAGAAAGGAUGGUUUUCAUCCAUGUUUCAGAGUAUUGCAGGAAAGGCUAAUCUGGAUAAGGCUGAUCUGGAACCAGCUCUGAAAGCUCUCAAAGACAGGCUCAUGACCAAGAAUGUGGCCGAGGAGAUUGCGGAGAAGUUAUGUGAGUCUGUGUCGGCCAGUCUUGAAGGGAAAAAACUGGCCUCAUUCACCAGGGUUUCUUCUACAGUGCAGGCAGCAAUGGAGGAAGCUCUUGUUCGUAUUUUAACUCCCAGGCGCUCAAUUGACAUAUUGAGGGAUGUCCAUGCAGCAAAAGAGCAAAAUAAGCCUUAUGUUGUCGUCUUUGUUGGUGUUAAUGGUGUUGGAAAAUCUACUAAUCUAGCGAAGGUUGCCUACUGGCUCCUGCAGCAUAAAGUUAGUGUCAUGAUGGCUGCAUGCGAUACAUUUCGAUCUGGAGCUGUUGAACAGCUGCGCACUCAUGCUCGUAGACUCCAGAUCCCAAUAUUUGAGAAAGGAUACGAGAAAGAUCCUGCAAUUGUUGCAAAAGAAGCAAUUCAAGAAGCUGCCCGCAAUGGUUCUGAUGUUGUUCUUGUAGAUACUGCUGGUCGAAUGCAGGACAAUGAGCCACUAAUGAGAGCUCUCUCAAAACUUGUAAACCUCAACAAUCCAGAUCUGGUUUUGUUCGUGGGUGAAGCAUUGGUUGGGAAUGAUGCUGUUGAUCAACUCUCGAAAUUUAAUCAGAAAUUGGCCGACCUGUCGACUUCUCCUAGUCCCAGAUUAAUUGAUGGAAUCCUGCUCACAAAAUUUGAUACUAUUGAUGAUAAGGUUGGAGCUGCACUGUCGAUGGUCUAUGUGUCCGGAGCACCGGUCAUGUUCGUGGGUUGCGGACAGUCAUACACGGACUUGAAGAAACUCAAUGUCAAAUCGAUCGUCAAGACCCUUCUUGCAUGAGAAUCUGCGCUUGUCGUCUUUCCUCUUUGUUCAGACAUGUUUGACGCGUGUGCCCUGUCCUUCGCUUUUGGUGGUAGUUUGUGUGGUCCGACAUUUUCUGGGUGGUGAUCAGUCGCUUGCGGCUAUUAAUUUGUAUUCAGUCUUGAAUUGUUCCAUUAGUCUCCUAAUUUAACAGCAUGAGUCCCCGUUCUGCAUGCUCUCUUGCUGUUGCUGAAGUAAUUGCAUGAAUUCGUGUUUUAACCC